CGUCUGUAGGAGACCAUCAAAAGUCUGUAAACUACAGACAUAUCUGUAAAUCUGGCAUCGCUGUUCCACAUAAACAAACACAAAAGGAGAAAGUUGUGCAAGGAAAAGAACCGACGAAAACAUUUCGGUUUUUUUUUGCACGUAUAUUUCGGUCGGCAACGGUGGUGCGUGUUUGCGAAAAAGUGCACGGCCGGUCGGAAGGUAAGUGGCAGGAAAGAGGAAGUUUUUCUGCAACGCAACAGUCAUUGCGACUGCCGAUUCCAACGCGAAAAGUCGAAAAUAUCCAGGCAAAUAGUAAGGAUAGGUCGUGGGAAGGUCGACAAACUUCCAAACCGGCCCAGCAUAACGAUGGAAUACCGUUACCGGUGAAGCGGAUUAUUCAUUUUUAUUGGCAUUAUUCGAAGUGGAGAAAGAAAAAUAUACCGUCAUCGCUUCGCCUACUGCGUAUCAGCAAUAAAGGCUCAAGGAAAAUUACAGUUUGCUCAAUAAUAAUCACCGAACGAUGGCACUGCUUCCGCCGGAUCCAGUUUACUGUCUCAAAUCACCGGAUCUUAGCGCAUUCCAUUCGCUGUGCUUCCAUACUUCCGAAAGACUACACGCAGGCACUACCAAAGGCACCGUCCAGCUGUGGGAUCUGCAGAGCAACCGCACCAACUACCAGCUCUCGGUUGGGACCAGCCCCAUCAUCAACAUCACACACACCGAAGAUGCCUUGAUCACUCAGGAAAAGGAGGGCUACGUCAAGCUGUGGGAGCUGACCAAUUCGGCGUAUGUCCUCCGUCACGAGGUCAGCACCAAUCAUGUGGGUUUUUGUCGUUUCGUUUACCUCGGCACUCCUCAGCGUAGUCCAGCCAACACACCGACGUCUGUGAUAAUCCCCAAGGGGGGAUCAAGCAUUUCAAUUCUCUGCGGGCGUACCUUCUGCGAGCGUCAGAAGCUGACCGCUGGUGAUAAAGCGCAUCAAUCUCGCCUGCCCCCAUUGGGUACGGUGAUGUGCUUUAAGCCAAUCGAGCUGCAGGGAGGCAGUUACUUACUUGCCGGGUACGAAUCCGGUACGAUUAUUCUCUGGGACCUGAACACGUCGAAACCGAUAAGCCAUAUCCAGCUGGAUGGCGAAGAAUGUCUAAUGGACCUGGACUACGAUCCAGUCACAAACCGGGGCAUCUGUGGAGGAUCUUCCGAUAAAAUCACCGUCUUCUCGCUCGACCGCAAAACGUUGGAGCUUUGCCGAAAGUCUGAAAUAGCAAUAAAAAAUGCUGGCGUGCAUCGAGUGAGGAUCCGCAAGGAUUUGAAAGUGUUUGCCAGUGCCGGCUGGGACGGAAGGGUUCGCAUAUUCUCUUGGAAAAGUUUACGCCCACUGGCAGUGCUGACCGAGCACAAGGGUGAACUGAUGGAUAUUGUCUACUCGGACGAGAAGGUGUCCAUGUGGAAGGCUGUCAUCAUGGCGGCUGCCGGUUCCGAUGGGCAGAUUUCUCUUUGGGAUCUGUACAACUGAAGGAAGGUUCAGGAUGGAAUGAGGUUAUAUGCUUGAGUUACUGGAAGAUGUACGUGCUGCUUUUUUAUAUUUUAUAUAUUUCAAUUUUUAUUCGUUACUUACUAGCUUUCCUCAAUAGCUGUUUUGAGUAAACUGCCGGUGAUGCGGCUAUUACAAUUCUAGUUAAAUUAUUACUGUAUGUACAGUUAUAAAUAUAUAAAGAUAACCACA
Topomyia yanbarensis is the source of this 1705-nucleotide messenger RNA. Its product is annotated as guanine nucleotide-binding protein subunit beta-like protein 1. The transcript is spliced from 2 exons. NCBI's taxonomy places the organism in Eukaryota, Metazoa, Arthropoda, Insecta, Diptera, Culicidae. The record is from RefSeq and is a predicted model, not a curated record. Gene Ontology annotation, molecular function: protein binding. The coding region runs from base 503 to 1495 and encodes 330 amino acids.